Saprolegnia diclina VS20 is the source of this 1329-nucleotide messenger RNA. RefSeq lists its product as hypothetical. Gene Ontology annotation, biological process: cellular response to amino acid starvation; actin filament organization; negative regulation of TORC1 signaling. The record is from RefSeq and is a predicted model, not a curated record. The coding region runs from base 1 to 1329 and encodes 442 amino acids. Gene Ontology annotation, cellular component: KICSTOR complex; actin cytoskeleton; lamellipodium. The transcript is spliced from 5 exons. Lineage: Eukaryota; Oomycota; Saprolegniomycetes; Saprolegniales; Saprolegniaceae. Gene Ontology annotation, molecular function: actin filament binding.
AUGGGAUACGGGCAAUCGUGGCUCUUCCGGUACCCGGCGCCCGCGCCGCUGCCAUCGGCGCCGGUGGCCGAGCCGCCCAAAGCAGCGACGCCCAAGCGCUCGAGCCUGCGCCGUCCGUCUUCCGGCGACAUUGAGCCGAUCGAGACCACGUCGCUGCAAGAUCGCGACGUCGGCGCCUUCUCGCUGCAGCCCAUCGCCGCCGACCGCCUUCUCGUGACGACGCCAUGGGCGAUCUGCGACUUGCGCUUCCAGCACGAGACACAGACCUUCCAGUUGUCGCCACUUGGUCUCGCGCAGGACGCGGCCGCCAUGGACGACGUGGACCGGGCGAUGGUCAUGGCCGGCACGCCGCCGGACGCGUCGUUCUUAUCCUCGGACAUUCUCCACCUCUCGGCCACCGAGCGCGUGCUGCUGCUCGUAUACCAGGAGCUCCACGGCAAAUGCUGUGUCGUCUUGCAGCCGGUCGGCCAGGCAGCCUCGUCCAAGACACGCCAGCGCUUGGAACAAAACGACGUACCGCUCAAGACCGUGUCCAUGGCCGUCGAGGUCGGUGACGCGAGCUUCCACGGUGCACUCCUCUUCCGUCAUGACGCGAUCGUCGCCGUCGGCUACGUCUCGGGUGCCAACGCGGCCAUCGAGCUCGACGCCGACACGUUCGCCACGUUCUUUCCGCAUCUCGUGGGCUUUCACCACGCCGUGACCGCCUACCACUCGGUGCGCCUCGAGGACACGCGCAUCAUCGCGCUCGGCUGCGGCAACGGGGUUGUGCAUUUUGUCCAAGGACCCGCCUGCCUCGACAGCAUCGGCAACGACUUUGCCACGGCGACGUUUGAGAUUGACGGGCCCGUCUCCGACAUCAACGUGUGUAGCCCGAGACGCACGGACGGCGCGAGUAGCGGCGUCACAUGCAUGGCGCUCGUGAGCGGAAGCAUCGGGUACGCGGUCGUGUAUGCGGAUCCAUUUGACGCGUCGGCGUCCCCGUCGCUCUUGCCCGACUCGGACUAUUAUGACAGCAUUCUGUGCUGCGCGUCGGCCGACGUGGACUUUGACGGCGAGAUGGAGCUCCUCCUAGGGUCGUUUAGCAACGCGCUCGUCGCGUACAAGGCAACGACAUCGCCCGACGGGGUGCGCAGCUGGCACCUCGAACCGCGGACCAAGUGGGACUUCUUCUUCUUCGGGCCCGUCUACUCGAUUGUGGUGCAAGACAUGAACGGGGACGGCGUCGACGAAAUUGUCAUUGCCUCCACCGACGGGAUCCACGUGCUCGAGCCCGACUGCGACCUCGUCUUGGCCAAGCUGCAAGCUGUCUUGGCGCUGCUCCAAACCUAA